This is a messenger RNA of Capsicum annuum, 2563 nucleotides long. RefSeq lists its product as uncharacterized. Lineage: Eukaryota; Viridiplantae; Streptophyta; Magnoliopsida; Solanales; Solanaceae. The record is from RefSeq and is a predicted model, not a curated record. Gene Ontology annotation, molecular function: protein binding.
UAGAAACUCAACUCACUUAUCAUGGAUGACUACUAGUAACCAUCUAUGAAAGUGUAAAAGUCACAGUAUAGAAACAUUAGAUUCUUUAAUACCAGCAUAGAGGCUUGUAAAGAAAUAUAUUUCUCAACAAAAUGCCUCUCCUAGCAGUCAGUAUAUAUUAAAGCCAUAAGUGACUUGUGAGUGGCAUCAACACAAUAUACAGAAACAACUAUAGUGCAAAUGGACCCUUCAGCUGCCUCUAGCUAUAGAGUUAAAUCAGAAAUUCAACCACAACCAUUAGAGCAAGAACCGGUAUCGCCUAUAGAUCAGUCGAGAGAAAAGAGGAAUCUUGAAGAUGAGAUAUUCAAUGCAGCUAUGGCGAAUAACUGGACUAAAGUGCAGAAACUGUACAUGGAAAACGAGUCUCUCCGUACAACCAAACUCACUAGAUCCGAAGAUACUGCUCUUCACUUAGCUAUUUCUUCCUACCAUCCAGAUCGAUACACCUCUUUACAUCAUCCUCAUCUUCUUUGUAUUAAGGAUAUGAUUACUCGCAUACCAAAGGAAAAUCGAGAGCGUAUCUUAAAACAGAAGAAUGAAAAAGGGAACACACCUCUUCACCUUGCAGCAGAACUCGGGAGUGUCCCCAUUAUUGAGUGUUUGGUGAACUCAGAAGAACCUGAACUCAUCUGGGAGACCAAUGAAAAAGGGGAAACCCCCUUAUUCAUAACUGCUUCUUGCGGCAAGCAAGACGCUUUUCUCUACCUACAUAAAUGUUGUCAAAACGAAAACGAAGAAGGUCCAAUCGAACUUUGUAGAAGAAAAGAUGGGGACAAUAUUCUACACGUCGCCAUCUCUGGCGAGUACUUUGAACUGGCUUUUCAGAUAAUACAUUACUAUAAGCCACUCGUCAACCGUUACAACACACAAGGCAUGUCUCCUCUACACAUCCUUUCCAGGAUGCCUCAAGUAUUCAGAAGUGGCAACCGUUUUCGAUUCAUCGAUAGCAUUAUCUACUACAGCAUAACUGUCAAAGAGCUAGAGAAAGAGACAUAUAAAGCUGAAAGAAAAAUAGACUUAUACCAGAAAAUACAAUGGUGUGGGACAAAGAAAUUCAUUGAUUAUAUCAAAGAAGCAUAUCGUGGGAACAAGUCUAAAGAUUUAACUGGAGUAACUAACGUGAAUCAAGCGACGAAGCCUCAAGACCAAGGUCAUCAAAGUGAUAGUCAAAAUGAUCCCGAGAAUCCCCCAAUUCAAGAUGCUACUGGAGUUACUAAUGAGAAUCAAGACAAGAAGUAUCCAGCUGAAGGGAAGGGAAACAGGAGGUUGUUUACAGCCAAUUAUGCCAUCUUUAUCGAGUUCCUCAAAUGUCUAAUGAAGGUUGUACUACUUGUAUCGGGUAUCGGACUCGAAAGGAUUAAAAAAAUAAAGGAAAAGAAAAGUAAACGUAGAGCGGGAGUUCAAAUUAUGAAGUUGAUGAUUGAGAAAGAAAAACGUUACCAAUUCUAUAAAAAUACCGGGGAGAAGCCAGCAAACCUGUAUAGUCGAGACAGAUAUAACCGAAUUGGAGCACCUCCUCCCGCACCUCCUGAAAUAGCUGAUGAUACUACAGAGGAAGACGUCUCUAGUAACACUGAAGCGAUCAAGCAAUCACAAACUUCUAGCACAGAUGAAAUUAAGACAGAUGAUUCCAAAUCCGAAUUGCCCAUGACCAAGGAGACACCGCUAUUAGUGGCAUCAAAGAUGGGUAUUCUAGAGAUGGUAAAGAGGAUACUCAAAAAGUUCCCAAUAGCCAUUCAAGAUACGGACUCUGAAGAGAAGAACAUACUUCUUUUGGCUGUAGAGCAUAGGCAGACAAUGGUCUAUAACUGGCUAAUAGAGGGAAAGUAUCCAGAGUCCGUGUAUUCUCAGGAGGACAAACAUGGAAACAAUGCAGUGCAUAUAGCUGCAAAGUAUCAGAAUCUCGAGGUGUGGCGCAUCCCUGGUAAAGCUCUACAAUUGCAAGGCGAAUGGAAGUGGUACAAGUAUGUCAAGCACACUUUGCCAAAAUUAGAUGUUCGUUAUAACAAGAAAGGUCAGACACCAAGACGGGUCUUCGAAGAGACGCAUGCAAAGUUACUCGUAGAGAGCACCGAAUGGAUCAGCAAAACCGCCGCGUCAUUUUCCUCAGAAGCAACUAGCUCAGAUCAGAAGAAAGAAAAAGAAGAAGAUGAUUGAAACAGGUAGAAAUCAUCACAAGAGCAGAGUGUUGAACGGUUUCCUACUCUAGUUUCCAAAUGAAGACUGGAUUGUUUUGCAUCAAAAAAACGAUGCCUCCAAGAACGGUCUCCCUUCAUCGAGGGGAGGCGAGGUGGAGCCAUCAUGUUUUCUAUGUAUCCUGAAUAAACUUGCACUUUUUUAAGAGUUCCAUGACUUCACAUACCUUGUUUUCCAGUCUAAAGCUAGUUAAGUAGGGUGCUAAAUGCUGUUUGAUCCCGUAAUUCAUGUGAACUUAUCGUAUCUAUAAUUCUAGAUAGCAUGAUAUAUGUAUUAUCCUAUCUGUAAUCUUAUUGAACAAUGAAAAAGUUCGGCUUUUCAAGGAUCA